Messenger RNA from Aphis gossypii (cotton aphid), 4013 nucleotides. RefSeq names its product ubiquitin-protein ligase E3A (gene Ube3a). Gene Ontology annotation, molecular function: ubiquitin protein ligase activity. Gene Ontology annotation, biological process: protein polyubiquitination. The transcript is spliced from 14 exons. Bases 962 to 3853 code for a protein of 963 amino acids. The record is from RefSeq and is a predicted model, not a curated record. Lineage: Eukaryota; Metazoa; Arthropoda; Insecta; Hemiptera; Aphididae.
CUUUCACCCACAAAACAUCUGAUACGCAUUUUUCGUCUUUGUUUUGCGCGCGCGUGCUGAAUGAAAAUAAAAAUAAAUAGAAAAAAACGCAUCGCGAGAGAGCGAGAGAGACGGACAGCGCGAAAAGAGUGAUUACACGCACACACGCACACAGGCGGUCUGCUGACUGCUAUCGAUUUACUGUGUUGUUCGGUCGUGUUCUCCAGUCUCGGUAGUCACAGAUUUCGACGAGGGUCAACUGCGACGUGGUGUUUCGAUCGCGCACCCCCCCGUGACGUACGAGAAACACGAACAAAUCGUCGUCGUCGUCGUCACGUUUAGAUUAUAAUAUUAUAGUUGCGUAGUGUACGACGUUUGACGGUUGUCGCGAACGGCGCAGCAGAAAUCGUAUCGCGAAAAUCGAAUGGCUCGACCGCCGAAUCGCGUCAGUCGUAGACGUACAACAGCGGUGAACCGUCAAUAAAUCGCUCAUUGUAAGUGCCGUUGGUGUACACGCCGUCCUGUCGAUUAUUUUAUAAUUAUUCUAUCAUUGUUUACUGUCGGCAGACACCUUCUUUCGUGUGUUCGUCGCGUCGUUCCGUCGCCUAUCACUGAAAUUUUCGUUUGAGCAGGUAUUGCAACGCCGCUCCCCCGGAUCUGAUGUCAUCAUGAAAAGAGACUUGGCCAAGAAAUUGAUCGAACGUUAUUUCUAUCUGAUCACAGAAGGUUGUGGCAACGGCGAUUGUGUUAAUGAUUAUUGUGCAUCCAGUAAAAGAGCUUACUACACAUCACAGUAAGUCAGUUAAUUUGUGAAACACUCAUUCAACAAACCUUCUGAAUGUAUUAGUUCUUCAUAGAUCAUCGUCUAGCUGAAUUAUCAUUAAGUAACUGUUUGUGUACCAAUGUGGUGUCAGCUAAUGAUGCAGCCGCUAUCGCUAUUCAAUUAUUUCGCCUUGAUGCAAGAUUGUGUGAUCAACAUCCCAUGAAAGUAGCAAGAACCACUAAUAACCCAUCAGUGUCUGGAAAUACUUUACAUGACGCCAAUACAUCAUUAGCUUGCUGUAGCAAUACCCAAGAUACACUUUAUUUAUCACAUGAUGCUUGUGUGCAAACAAAUCCAUGUACUGUAUUCCAAGUAAAUCCAGUACAUACAACUGACUUAUCUAGAUCAUUAUCAGAUGCUCAGAUUACUCAAACCACUAGUACUUGUUCUCAGACAGAGAGUGGUGGUAGUUCAUCUUCAUUUAAAAUAGUCAGUGCCGAACCUAUGACAAAAGAACAUAGUCCAUUCAUUGCACCAAUUGAAUCCAUGGCGCAACAAGAAGGUACAUCUUCUCAAUUUUCGAAAGAAGAAGUUAAUGAAGAUGUAUCAAAACAUAAAGAUGAUCAUGCAAAUCCUCCUGAACAAAAUAAUAGUACCAAUCAUUCAACAAACAAGGAUAUUUUGGAUCGCUUAGAUGUUGCUUCAUUAGAAAUACCAGAAUGUGUUUUACAUGAGGUAGAAGACAUAAACUUAACUUUUAUGGAAACUAUGAAAAAUACUAUAAAACAUAUUGCUUCUAUUCAAAAUGGUAUUAAAUAUUUGAAUGAAACCAAUUUGAUAGAACUAACAAAACAGCAAAACGGACCAGAUCCAUGCAAAGAUAACAAUGAGUUACUAUCUGCUUUAUACCAUGUAUUCUCAACACCAGAAGCAUUGGGAAAUAGCUUUAUAAAACGCCCAUUAGAACACAAAAAAGAUUUGCUUAAAGUUCUUAAACAUACUAAGAAUUUAUCUACCAGUAUGACCAAAGAAAAAAUACGUGAAAUGGAAAUCGAAAAAGAAUUGGAUGAUAACUCAAUGGACGAAGAUGAUGAGGUAGAAGGAGAGGAAGUAUAUGGCGAAAAACAACUAGAUAUAGAAGGAUUAGCACGAGCAUAUAAAAAAAUUAAUUCCUCCAAUAACAAUGAAUUUUAUAAAAAUGUUCUAUGUUUAGCAAUUAGUUCCUUAUGUGCAAAAAUCACGGUAGAAUUACAUUAUUUUAAGUCAAAAUCAUUUCCAAUCAGUGAUAAAUAUUUAGAGGAUGUGCUACAUUCACUUAAAAUCAUCUAUCAAAUGCCAUGGUUAGAUGACUUAUCAUUUGUAGAACGUAUAGUCCCAAGGCUUGUAGCAGCUACAUGUAUACUCCCAGUUGCUGAACAAGCAAAACUUGCAAGAUUCUGGAGUGAAAUGUCAUCCGAAAACACUUUACGGCGAAUAUUACAUUGCCUCCAAGAAGCUAUAACUUUCCAACUAAUAUCUACUGAAUAUGAUGCAACUUUUCAAGAUGAGACUGCUGUUGUAUUUGCUACAAAAACUAUGAAGAUAUUAUACUAUGCGAGUAUUAUGGCUGGUGAAUGUGAUACAAAUUUUGAUAAUGAAGAUAUUAAACAGCCUGAAAAAAUAGAAAAAAAACCUGAAAAUGUAAGGGAUGAAGAUUUACUCCAAGAUAUCCUUAUUAAUACACGUCCAAAGAAUAAAACCAGUAAAACUGAUCCAUUAGCUGAAGUUUUAAAUAUAAAUAUUUUGGCCUGUCGUACCCCUUUAAUUCCUAUAUCCAAAUUUUACAAUGAGCUAUUGAGUGAUGCCUUAGAAAUGGAUGAUGAUUACCAAACUUGGAGAGAACAUGGCAAUGAAAAAUUUUCAUAUAUGUCCCAUUCAUUUAUACUUACCCCAUCCACUAAAACUCUUGGAUUGUAUUAUGAUAAUCGAAUACGUAUGUAUGAAAAUAGACGUUUCUGUCUUAUACAAACGUUAAUAGGUCAGCCUACUCAUCCUUACCUCAAACUCAAAGUAAGGAGGGAACAUGUUGUUCAGGAUGCUCUAGUUGAACUUGAAAUGGUAGCCAUGCAAAAUCCGUCAGAUCUCAAAAAACAAUUGGCGGUUGAAUUUGACGGUGAACAAGGUGUCGAUGAAGGUGGAGUCUCUAAAGAAUUCUUCCACCUCAUUGUCGAAGAAUUAUUUAACCCAGACUAUGGGAUGUUUGUGAUUAUGAACUCUGAAAGUGGAAAUCCUACUUACUGGUUUAACUCGUUCUCAUUUGAAACUGCUGCCCAAUAUUCAUUGAUUGGCCUUAUCGUUGGGUUAGCAAUUUACAAUAAUGUCAUAUUAAACAUUAAUUUACCUAUGGUUGUGUAUCGAAAGUUACUAGGCAAACGUUGUACAUUUAAUGAUCUACAAGAUUGGAAUCAGGAAUUAUACAAUGGCUUAAAGAAUUUGUUGGAUUACGAAGAAGAUGAUAUUGAAGAAAUGUUUAUGCAGACGUUUAGAAUUUGCUACAAAGAUGCAUUUGGUGAAAUAGUAUAUCAUGAUCUCAUUGAUAAUGGAGAUAAUGUUACUGUAAACCAUAUGAAUAAAAAAGAAUUUGUGGAUAAAUACGCUGAUUUCUUACUCAACGAAUCGAUCGGAGUACAGUUCAAUGCAUUUUACCGUGGAUUCCAAAACGUUAUGGAAGAAUCUCCACUACAAUACUUAUUCUGGCCCGAAGAACUUGAACAAAUAGUGUGUGGCAGCAAGGUAUUUGAUAUGUCGGAGUUAGAAGAAACUACACUUUAUGAAGGAGGGUACCACAAAGACACAGAAGUUAUUAAAUUUUUCUGGGAAUUUGCCCAUGCCCUGCCUAGAGCCUCUCAGCAAAAAUUACUACAAUUCACGACAGGAAGUGAUAGAGUUCCCGUCGGUGGUCUUGGAAAAUUAAAACUGACGAUCACGAGAAAUGGUUCGGAUUCUGACAGGUUACCUACCGCACAUACUUGUUUCAACAUCCUGUUGCUACCUGAAUACAGCAGUAAAGAUAAACUUGAUGAACGACUAUCAAAAGCUAUCAAUUACGCUGAAGGGUUUGGCAUGAUAUGAUGAAACCAGUAAGGAAAAAACACCCACCUAUGAAUUGUGCUCCAUUUAUUUGAGUGCAAUCAAAAUUUUUAGAAAUUUAUAAGUUUGUUUUCAAUUCUUGUAUAAUGUGUAUAAUAAUAAGUUGUAUUAAUUUUAUUAAAUUUAUGUUGAAUUAUUAUAA